AUGUUACAGCGCGCCCUACCGAAUGCCCCCAAUGGUUAUACCCCCUCCAAUGUCAGUUGCUCGGCUAGCCGACCUACAGUACGCGAUGCAUCGACUCUUUCAUCGAACGAGACCUCAUGGCUCGAGACUCGUCGAAACAAGACCGAGUCAGCCCUGAAGGAUUUUUUCGGUCAUGUCACAAUCGAGAACUUCGAUGCCGCGGAUUAUAUUGAUCGAAUCUCGGGAAACGCCUCCAACUUACCGAACAUCGGCAUCGCAGUUUCGGGAGGCGGCUAUCGAGCGUUGAUGAACGGCGCCGGGGCAAUCAAGGCAUUCGACAGCCGGACGAAUAACUCGACUAGUGAGGGCCAGCUGGGUGGAUUGCUGCAGUCUGCGACAUACCUGGCUGGCUUGAGCGGCGGCGGUUGGCUAGUGGGCUCGCUUUAUAUGAACAACUUCAGCACCAUUACUGACCUGCAGACGUACGAGGACGGAGCCAUUUGGCAAUUUCAGAAUUCUAUUUUUGAAGGCCCAGAAGGGAAUGGCAUCCAGUUGCUGGACUCUGCAUCUUACUACAAGGAUAUCUACGAUGCUGUGCAAGGCAAGUCGCAGGCAGGAUUCAACACUUCGAUUACAGAUUAUUGGGGCCGCGCCCUUUCUUAUCAGCUCAUCAAUGGUUCCAACGGAGGCAUCGACUAUACGUGGUCAUCGAUCGCCUUGACGGAUUCUUUCAAGGAGGCUGAGAUGCCGAUCCCUAUCCUGGUUGCUGAUGGUCGGUACCCUGAUGAGCUCCUGGUCAGCAGCAAUGCCACGGUCUACGAAUUCAAUCCCUGGGAAUUCGGCACCUUUGAUCCAACUGUGUACGGUUUUGCUCCUAUUGAGUAUCUCGGGUCUCGGUUUGUGGCUGGGUCUCUCCCGAGUAAUGAGAGCUGCGUCCGGGGGUUUGACAACGCAGGCUUCGUGAUGGGAACUUCAUCCAGUUUAUUCAAUCAAUUUUUGUUACAGAUCAACUCUACGGCUCUGCCAGACUUCUUGAAGUCGGCAUUCACAAGUAUUUUGGAAGACAUUGGGCAGGAGAACUAUGAUAUCGCGCUCUUUACACCAAAUCCGUUUUACCACUGGGCGAACGACACCUCGCCGGCUGCUAAUGCUACCAUGCUUGACCUGGUAGACGGUGGCGAAGAUCUCCAAAACAUCCCACUCCAUCCGCUGAUUCAGCCCGAGCGCCAUGUCGAUGUGAUCUUUGCAGUAGACUCGUCGGCCGACACCGACAACAAGUGGCCGAAUGGCACCGCGAUGGUUGCCACAUACGAGCGGAGCUUGAACUCCACCGGAAUCGCGAACGGAACUACUUUUCCGGCGGUGCCUGAUCAGAAUACCUUUGUGAACCUGGGCCUGAAUACGCGACCGACCUUCUUCGGAUGCGACUCGUCGAACCUCACGGGUCCGGCCCCGUUGGUUGUCUACCUCCCUAACUAUCCAUAUAUGUCGUAUUCCAAUGUUUCCACCUUUAAACCUCAGUAUGAGGAGUCGCAGAGAGAUGAGAUCAUACAGAAUGGAUAUGAUGUCGCCACGAUGGGCAACAACAGCCGUGAUGCAGACUGGUCUACGUGUGUUGGGUGCGCGAUUCUGAGUCGAUCGUUUGAACGCACCAACACCAGCAUGCCCGAUAUCUGUAAUCGGUGUUUUGACCGGUAUUGUUGGAAUGGCACGACCAAUACCACCACACCAGAGGAGUAUAAGCCCGUGACUGAGUUUGAAAAUGUAGGGGCUAUUGUGUCGCGUGCUAUCUUUCUGAGUGCCUUGGCUGCCACUGUGACUGCGUCGGCUCUGCUAUAA
Aspergillus homomorphus CBS 101889 is the source of this 1818-nucleotide messenger RNA. Its product is annotated as lysophospholipase family protein. The transcript has 2 exons. Gene Ontology annotation, cellular component: intracellular membrane-bounded organelle; cytosol. The record is from RefSeq and is a predicted model, not a curated record. NCBI's taxonomy places the organism in Eukaryota, Fungi, Ascomycota, Eurotiomycetes, Eurotiales, Aspergillaceae. Gene Ontology annotation, molecular function: A2-type glycerophospholipase activity. The coding region runs from base 1 to 1818 and encodes 605 amino acids. Gene Ontology annotation, biological process: glycerophospholipid catabolic process.